This is a messenger RNA of Penicillium malachiteum, 4383 nucleotides long. RefSeq lists its product as uncharacterized. Gene Ontology annotation, molecular function: protein binding; metal ion transmembrane transporter activity. Lineage: Eukaryota; Fungi; Ascomycota; Eurotiomycetes; Eurotiales; Aspergillaceae. The record is from RefSeq and is a predicted model, not a curated record. Gene Ontology annotation, biological process: metal ion transport; transmembrane transport. Bases 1 to 4383 code for a protein of 1460 amino acids. The transcript has 11 exons. Gene Ontology annotation, cellular component: membrane.
AUGGCGGAUCCUGGAGAUGCCCAGGUCGGCGUUCCGUCAGGGGAACCGCGAGCAAGAAGUGUUCCCGUCAAUGAGACACCUGAAGAAUUGGAGAAGAUCCGCUCCCAGCUCAGGGAGUUCAUUAUCAAUGAUUCUUAUGCAGAGUUGGAAGCCUUGUUGGCAUCUAGAAAAGAUCUCCUCGAGACACCGAUGGACUAUGAGCUGACAGAAAAUAAAGAGACAACAACACUUCACGUUACUCCAUUGAUAUUCGCAGUUGGCCGGAAGAGGACGAGGAGUGUAGAGCUUCUCCUCAAAAACGAUGUCAAUGUGAAAGCGGAGAUUCCAACCAAAGGGGGAACAGCUCUGCAUAUCGCUGCUAGAUUUGGUCCUGCAGCGAUUGUCGCUCUCCUUCUUGCCAAAGGAGCAGAUAAAGAUUUACAAGAUAAAAAUCUCUGGGCCCCUCUCCACUUUGCGGCCAAGUAUGGCCAUGUUCAGAUCGCAUCUUAUCUCCUGGAUGCCCAUGCAAACCUCGGUGUUUGCGAUGAUAGUGGAAGCACCCCAUUUUUAAGGGCUGCUAGUUUUGGAUAUUGGAAGGUCAUGGAGGUGCUAUUUGCACGAGGAUCAAAAACUCAACUGGAGGACAGAAAUAAAUUCUCAAAUCCACCAGUCUGGGUGGCGGCUUUGAAUAAUCACUUGGAUACUGUGAAAUGGCUGCUGGAUGUUGGAGCACCCGUUGAUCAACUGGGCGAGUCCGAGAGUACCGCCUUGCACAGGGCGUGUAUGUCUGGUCAUGUUGAUGUCGCCCAGCUGCUCAUCAAGCGCGGAGCAGAUAUGCACAAGAAAAAUCAACAUUCAAAGACUCCUCUGCUACUCUGUUGCUUGAAUUCCCAGUUUGGAACUUAUAAUUUGUUGCAGACGGAGGGUAUAGUGGUACCCUCAGAGAUUGAUCAAGCAGGCAACAACGCUUUUCAUUCGGUCCUUCAAUGCAAAAAGCCAUUUGGAAAUGGACAGGGCGAAAUAAUGAACAAGCUACUUGGUUUGGGGGUAGACAUCAACGAAGCAAAUUUUCUGGGACUCACGCCUCUGAUGCGGUCUUGCAAAGACAGGAAAGUAGAGCAUACAAAGCAUCUACUGGAUCUUCAUGCUGAUAUCAACCACCGGUCGUUAAAGACACAAUCCACUCCUCUCUUAGAGGCCUGCUGUAAUGAUAACGAAGAGCUCAUCGAGCUUCUCCUGCAGCGAGGAGCUGAUACCACGAUGACGAAUCGACAUGGAAUGAACGGCCUAUUGUUUGCGUGUCUCAAUAAAUGGAUCAAGAAUGUGCGAGUUCUUAUCUCUCAUAAUGUGGAUGUCACUGCUCGAGAUAAUGUCCGGAUGUCAGGGUUCCUGAUUGCCGCCCGAGACGGCUCCGCUGAAAUCGCACUCGAGUUGCUCAAAACCCAGGCGUACUUUCCCAUCAAUCCCCUUCAAAAGAUGGCUUUCCGGGAUGAAUUUGAUCAUAUCCGAGAAAAGGUGCUAAAAACUUUGAAUUCGGGCUUUGAUAAGAAUUUGUACGAAUCACAAGAGUCAUUGCAGCCUGUUAUGAACUGGGCUGUUGUCAAUGGAUGCUCGGAUCUGAUCAAUAUGUGCAUUCAGAAGAACCCCAAGGCUCUCCAAUGGAAACGAAGUGGCGCUUCAUGGCUACACGUAGCCACUCAGCACAGUCAACGAAAGAUCAUGGAGGAGUGUCUUGCAAAGAUCGAUGCUUCUUGUGAGGCUAGCGGGGGUAGAUCAGCUCUGCAUAUUGCAGUUUCAAAUGAUGAUAUCGAAACUGCAAAGGUUUUGCUUAAUCUGAUAGCCAGUCAAACACCUGAAAAGCCCUGGCGAGGCAAAGCCAGAGAGAUUGUGAAAUUGAAUCAUGAUGAUGAAUCACCUCUCACUUUCUCUAUCAGCCAAAGAAAGAAAGACCUUGAAUCUUUAUUCUGGUCAGAGUUGAAAUCUUUCGGCAAUAUCGACCAAACAUUCUAUCAAGAUCAUCCUGCUGAGGCUGCUAAGAUUCUCGACGUGUUAGCAGAAUGGGAAAAACCAGGCAAUGAAGUUCUGCUCGGACAUCUUUUACAGCAAUGGUUUCCUCGGCCAGCCAAUCCUGCCUUGGAUGCCACAAAGUGGACGACUCUUCACUGGGCAGUUUAUCAUUCUCAAGCCGUUGUGGUCUGGUGGCUUCUCUCAAAAAGAGGCUAUGUCAGAUGGAAUGUCCUUGAAACCGCUCGGACUAUUGUGCCAAAUACUUCUGUCGGGAACUUGAUCCUGAAUCUUCUACAUCAUCCCCCUCCAGCGCUGGACAAUGUCGCUAAUCCGGCCAGUCAACCUCCUGCUCUUCCCACUGAGCCAACGGAGAGUGAAGAUGCACUCAAGCGGACAGCUUCCAUCGUUGAUGUGUAUUCAGACGGCACGAAGAUUACCAUCCCCCAUGAUACCCCUAGUGUUCGUGACUUGAUCUACAAGCGGGGUCCUGACUCCAUCAUAAUGGCAGCCAGUCAGUUGGAUCAGUGUGAUUUGGAAAACUUCAAGAGAGAAUUCAAGAGGGCUAAAGCAAGUGAGAGAGGGGUAUCCACCCCGACUGGUCUUCAAGUACCAGUAUCCCCAACGAUGGACAACGAUAAUCACGUAAAAGCCUGGUCAGAUCGCACAGCAGGUAAUCUCCAGUUACGUUGGAUCCAUCUGCCAGUCAACGAUCUUCAACUUAGACGAGACCUUGUCACGCGACUAUCCCAUGACUCAAGUCAUCUCGAAAUGGACAAUCAAGCUAUUAUGAGACUGUUUAAUCGAAGCUGGACAGAGUUGGCAGCUGGUGGGCAGAAGCGCUAUAUGAAGCCGCAGUGUCUUCGCGAUAAAAUCAAACUUUCAACUGGUCGUAAAGACUGCAUGGCCAUCUAUAUGCCAUAUAUCAAGUUGGGUGAGUAUGUACAAAAGCUCAACCAAGCCAGUUCAAGCCCAGAUGCCUCUGCUCUUGGCGCAGCCGUCAAUGAUGCUGGAGCGCCGGGUAGUUUUGAAGAAUCGAUCAAUAGUAGGAAUUUGCGACGGAUCAUCCAUCACCCCAUGACUCUGGACCAGUACUACUAUCCGACACUUUCCAAUACCGAUCAGCGAGAUGACGAUCAAGUGCUUUCCAAAUACAUUGAGACUCAACAAACAAAAGAGCUUCAGGGAAAACAGACUACGAAAGAGAGACCACAGACAGAAGCAGAACGAACUGGCAAGAAGAAGAUUCUAACAGUGGAUCAACUUUGGAUAUGGAUCAUUGACGAAAAGACAAUCAUCACAAGCACUACUGAGACUUCUGAUAAAUCCGAUCCUAGCAGUCUAUUCCAGAAUGCUCUCGAUAACAUUCGAUACGGAGAAAGCAAGAGUCGUUUUGAGCGACCCACUACCGUCGAAGCCGUCAUGGAACUAAUCCUAGGCGUCGCAACCGGGUUCUUCAUGCAAAAAUGCGUAAAAGUCACCGAAGGAAUGAGAAAGGCUCCCACAGAAGUGUUCCGCGAGUCAAUUCGAGAAGUGGCCGACGAAGAGAUUCACACAUUCAGAGACUUCCUGAAUGACCUGAGAGCACAAACAGAAAAACGACAAAUCAGCAGAGAAAAGUCGUCAGGUGCAUCUUCUAUCCGAGAAACUCCUCAGAAUCCCUAUCACAUCAUUUCUGAUGAGACGGAGCUACUCGAUAAGAUACGAGACAUUCGUGAUGAGCUUCACAUGCUUCGAUCUCUAGCAGAAGACCAGGAAGUUGUUUGGAAACAAGCAUUUGAGACCAGUGAGCUUCGAAACUGCUUCCAGUAUAAUCAUCCCUGCACGCCUACGGAAGUAAAAAGAAGUUUGGAUGAUAUGAAUUUGGAAGCAGAGACGACCCAUAACUCCAUCAGUACGCUUCUUGACCUGAGACAAAAACAAGCUAGUCUUGUUGAAGCGGAAUUCGGACACUUGCAAGCAAAUGAUACGGCCAGACAAUCAAACAGUGUUUUUGUCUUCACCGUGAUCACCAUUAUUUUUCUUCCGCUCUCAUUCCUAUCAUCCCUGUUUGCGCUGAACAUUACCGAUUUCCCUCAUGAAGGAGGUAUCUUGACAUAUCAAGGAUGCUGGAUUUUCCCGAUUCUCUUUGGAACUACGGCUAUUGUUUCAGUACCGGCUAUCUUCUUUGCUUGGAAGGUAAACUUGAUUCGGGACUGGUUUAGAUCUCAAGCACCGAAGGAACCGACAACAAUCUCAGCAAACGCAGUGCUACCGCCGCUACAAGGUCGGGAUCCAGAAGGCGAGUCUCGAAACCAGUCCUCAGGAACGGAGGGUAGUAUCUUGGAAAAGCUGCCGGAAGCAGGGCUAUAUGAGAAAUUGAGGCGACAUUAUAAGAAGCGGACAGAGGAACUCGUGUGA